AUGAUGAAAAUAGAUCCCAGGAGGCUGGUAGGGCGGGUUUUCCCCAUAGUUCAAUGGUCGAGGUUGUAUGACGUGAACACCGCAGUAGGGGACCUCAUAGCGGGGAUUACCGUCGCCCUAACUCUCAUACCGCAGUCUAUAGCAUAUGCUUCGUUAGCUGGAUUCGAACCUCAGUAUGGCCUGUACGCUUCAUUUGCUGGUGGGUUCGUAUACGCGUUGCUGGGCACCUGUCCACAGAUUAAUAUAGGGCCAACAGCCCUACUUUCCCUUCUCACAUUCACUUACACAAACGGUACGAACCCUGACUUCGCUGUUCUUCUGUGCUUUAUCGGUGGCAUCAUUCAGUUGAUAGCUGGUGUCAUACAAUUAGGUUUUCUUGUGGAAUUUGUAUCACUACCAGUCGUUUCUGGGUUUACAUCCGCUGCAGCUAUAACGAUAGCAUCUUCACAAAUAAAAGGUCUUUUAGGUUUGAAAUUUAAGGCAGAGAAUUUUAUUUCAACGUGGAAAGGAGUUUUACAUCAUAUUAGUGAAACGAAACUAGAAGACACGUUACUUGGACUCUCUUGUUGUAUUGUACUUAUGGGAAUGAAGGCUCUAAAAGAUGUUCGUCUGAAAGAAAAGGACGAGAAAAGUCGUCGGUCAGAGAUACUACAGCGAUGUUUUUGGUUCGUGGGUGUAGCGAGGAACGCCGUGGUCGUGGUUAUAGCUUCCGUUAUAGCGUUCUUCGUCCACCAGGACAAAGAGGUUCCUCUUAUACUCACAGGUGAUAUAACUCCAGGUCUGCCAACCCCACAGCUACCACCUUUUAAGUCGAUGGACGGUAAUUCGACAAUUACUACGGGUCAGAUGUUAUCCCACUUGGGUUCAGGACUUCUAGUUGUACCCUUAGUCGGAGUAAUAUCCAACGUUGCCAUAGCCAAAGCCUUUUCUAAAGGUAAGACGUUGGACGCUACGCAAGAAAUAGUGUCACUCGGGGCUUGCAACAUUAUAGGCUCUUUCUUCCGCUCAUUCCCCGUGAACGGUUCUUUUACGAGGAGUGCUGUAAGUGAUGCGUCAGGGGUUAGAACCCCCGCGGCAGGAUUUUAUACUGGUAUAAUCGUUUUAUUAACUCUGGGUGUGCUGACUCCUUACUUCUAUUUCAUUCCUCGCGCCGCCCUCUCGGCAGUCAUCGUGUGCGCUGUUCUUUAUAUGGUUGACAUUGCUGUUAUUGGAACUCUAUGGAGAACAAACAGACUUGAUUUAAUACCACUAUUCGGUACAUUCCUAAGCUGUCUAGUGUUUGGUGUUGAGUUGGGUUUGGGCUGCGGAGUCGUGAUUGACGUUCUGCUUCUAUUGUACUACAAUUCAAGACCGAAGUUAAAUAUUAAAUUUGUCAAUGACGGCAAUCUUCCACCCCAUUACUCGGUAGAACCAGUAGGAAGUUUGAAUUUCGCUAGUGCUGAGAAGGUUCGUUUAACAUUGACCGCUUUAAAGAAAUCUAAUGAACUCACUGAUAUCAGGCUAGAUAAUAAUUUACGGGUUAUAAACGAUGGGAUCAGCGCUACAAGUGAAUCAAGACCGCGGGCUUGUAAUAUAUUGGUGGUGCAUUGUAAUUCAUUGGUCAGACUGGACUACACAUUUUUACAGAGCCUCAGUAUGCUGGUAAGCGAGUGGUCACUCCAUGGUCAUAUAGUAUGGUGUGACGCCAGCCCACGUAUACAAGAACAGCUUAAUAGCGUGUUACAUGACGUCAUCUCCUGUGAUAUUCAGUCUCUAUCUGUGGUACUUUUAGGUUCUGGUGAGAGCGUGUCACAGGAUAGCAACAUUCCUUCACACUACUCAACUCCAACUUCAAACUGGAAACAAAGGCAUGAAUCGGCAAUGAUUGCUGUUGUUUUUAAAAUUCAGUGUUCUUUCCAAGGAUGA
Danaus chrysippus (African queen) is the source of this 1905-nucleotide messenger RNA. NCBI's taxonomy places the organism in Eukaryota, Metazoa, Arthropoda, Insecta, Lepidoptera, Nymphalidae. The record is from the annotation of a GenBank genome assembly.